This is a messenger RNA of Linnemannia hyalina, 2721 nucleotides long. The record is from the annotation of a GenBank genome assembly. NCBI's taxonomy places the organism in Eukaryota, Fungi, Mortierellomycota, Mortierellomycetes, Mortierellales, Mortierellaceae.
AUGAAGCCCGUCCUCCUCUUGUUGGGCGCCUUGGCCUUCAUCGCCACCGCCCCUCCACAAACACAGGCAGCCAAGCCCCCACUACCCUACGACGCAACCAACCAUCACUACUACACCGUCAAGAUCAACAACCUGGACGUCACCUCGCCCCAGGAGAUUGCCCGCCAUCUUGGAGUCGAGUAUGUCGGUCAGGUCGGCGAGCUUAAACAAUACCAUCUCUUCAGCUAUGAAAAGACGACCCAUGAGAAGCGAGCUGAUGUCGGAGAGGUCUACGGGGAACAACAGUUCAACUCCACUAGCCAUGAUAUUGUGCUUCAGAGAUACCAGCAACUCAAGGGGUCCAAGACGUUUCUCAGGGAGUUGUUGCAGAGGACUUAUGCCAGCCAGUUGAGCAAACGUGGAGAAGCAGGAGCAGGAGGAGAGCAACAUAACUUACCGGGCGUGAUGAGCCUGCAUCCAUUGGGACCUAUCGACAAGCAGGUCCUGAGGCGACGGGUCAAGCGUGAGUUGGUUAUUAAUGUUGACCGUCGAGACGAGCACGUCAAGGGAGAGACGCAACCUCAGGAUGGCACGGCGGAACGCUUUGGAAUCAAGGAUCCGGGCUUCCAAUAUCAGUGGCACUUGGUGAGUGGCUACAUCGCAGGGUGCUUUCAGGGACAGGAUAUGGAGAAGGGCUCACCUGGCAACGAUAUCAAUGUGACAGGAGUCUGGCAGCAAAACAUCACAGGGAAAGGAGCUAUUGUGUCUAUCAUUGACGAUGGUCUCGAUGCAGAGAGCGAAGACUUGGCCGUGAACUUUUACGCAAAGGGAUCACAUGAUUUCAACGACAAUGUCGAUAUUCCACUUCCUCGACUCUGGGAUGAUAACCAUGGAACACGCUGUGCCGGAGAAAUCGCAUCUGCCAGAAACGACCUCUGUGGAGUCGGAAUCGCAUGGGAUGCAAAGGUGGCAGGCGUCCGCAUCCUCUCAGGACCUAUUACCGAUGUCCAGGAGGCAGAGGCACUCAACUAUAAUUACCAGGAGACUCAGAUCUACUCCUGCAGUUGGGGCCCCACCGACAACGGUAUCGAAAUGGCAGGACCCACUGGACUCCUCAUGGAGGCCUUUGUCAACGGUGUGACCCAGGGACGAGGCGGUCUGGGUAGCAUCUACGUCUUUGCCACUGGCAACGGAGGACGGGAUGGCGACAAUUGCAACUUUGACGGAUAUACCAACAGUCGCUACACCAUCUCCAUCGGCGCCAUAUCUCGGGAGAACCAUCACCCUGAUUACUCUGAGUCUUGCUCUGCACAAUUGGCCGUGACUUAUAGCUCUGGUGACGCCAGCUACAUCUACACUUGCGACCGCGGCAAGAGAAACUGCUUUGAGAGACACAGCGGAACAUCUGCUGCUGCGCCUAUUGCUGCCGGUAUUUAUGCCCUUGUCCUGGAAGUCAACCCUCUUUUGAAUUGGCGUGAUAUCCAAUAUCUGACAGUGCACACUGCCGUUGUAGUGGAUGAAAACGAUCCAGACUGGCAGGAAACUUCAACGGGACGGUUGUUCAACCACAAGUAUGGAUACGGAAGUCUGGACGCCUAUGCUAUUGUGGAAUAUGCCAAGACCUGGGCCUCUGUCGGUCCUCAGGUCGCCUACGAGUCCCCCGUCAUCCAUGUGAACGGCGACAUCCCUUCAGGCACGGACGACAACACUGGAGUGACGGGUAACAUCGGCUUGCCCUCAGUAUUUGUGGUGACAAAGGAAGCCUUGGAGGCUGUCAAGUUUGGAAGCCUCGAGCAUGUCACCGUCACUGUCAACAUUGCUCAUCAUUACCGUGGCGAAGUUGAAGUCGAGCUCCGAAGCCCUGAUAGCAUCAUCUCCAUCCUGGCACCUCAGCGACCCCACGAUAACACUACUACUGGAUUCGAGGACUGGACCUUCACCACCGUCAAGCACUGGGAGGAGGACCCCAUUGGACCUUGGACGCUGACAGUCUACGAUCGCGUUAAUGCCACUAACACCGGCACCUUUUUGAAUUGGAAGCUGGGAUUGUAUGGUGAGGUCGUAAACGGUCGUGCAGCCACCCCUCCAGCCAAACCUGCACCACCACCACCACCACCACCGGCAUCGCCUACAACGUCAGCAGCUCUCCCCACCAAGACGGAGGAUGCCGGUAACGCGAACGCUGGCGAAGGACAAACAACUAUCAAGAUCAGCCCAUUCAUUUUUGUCAUGUUUGCCGGAAUGUUUGUUGCCAUUGGAGCAGCGCUCUUCUUGAUGUACCGUCAGAGGACCAACCCUAGGAGCGUGUUUGGAUCUGGCAUCAACGAGGACGAAGAGUCCGGACAGCGUGGCGGAUUGCUUGGUCGCCGUGGAGACUAUGAGUUUGACGAGCUUCCAACUCAUGAGCUGGGCGACUCGGAUGAGGAUUCUGACGAGGACGAGAGGCAGGACCCUGAUGGACGUCGGAUUGUGUUUGACAGAAGCAACCUCGGUGACUCUGACAAUGAGGGAGAGAUAAAGGAGGUCAAGGCUAUCCAGCGCGAGGUGACUAGUCCAUUAUCGAGCGGAGAGGAAAUUGGACGUGAGAGCAGUUUUGAGGAGGCAGAGGAGGAGGAGGAGGAGGACGAUGAUGAUGACGACGAGGAUGACUUUAAGGACCAUCCUGGUGGAGCUGGGUCCAAGGUCAAGGGUGACAGCUGGGACGAGUUUAGCACGCUUGUGAAAUCGAAGGAUGCUCGCUAA